Messenger RNA from Trichomycterus rosablanca, 968 nucleotides. Its product is annotated as oocyte zinc finger protein XlCOF19-like. The coding region runs from base 94 to 873 and encodes 259 amino acids. Gene Ontology annotation, molecular function: DNA-binding transcription factor activity, RNA polymerase II-specific; RNA polymerase II transcription regulatory region sequence-specific DNA binding. Lineage: Eukaryota; Metazoa; Chordata; Actinopteri; Siluriformes; Trichomycteridae. The transcript is spliced from 3 exons. Gene Ontology annotation, biological process: urogenital system development; embryo development; regulation of transcription by RNA polymerase II. The record is from RefSeq and is a predicted model, not a curated record. Gene Ontology annotation, cellular component: nucleus.
AGGAGGGGGGUCGAGUUCUGACGCCAUUACAACACGACUAUCAGUCCGUGCUGUAAGCAGGACACUCAUCACCAAAACCCCAAAAUAACAGAAAUGGAUGAAAUAAAAGAAGAAAAUCAGGAAUUGAAUUUAAUGGAUCAAGUUGUGGAAGUUAAAGUAGAAGAGGAAGACGUAGAAGAAGAAAAUGAGUUUCCCAAAGUCCUGAUCAAAUCUGAUGGAAAAUAUGCUGAAGAAAAUGAAACGGACGAGAACCAGCUGGAACAGGAAGACAAUGAAAUGCAACACCAAUGCCAUGACUGUGGGAAGUGUUUUCUGCAAAUUUCUCAAUUAAAAAAUCACCAGAAAAUACACACGGAGGAAAAACCGUACCCCUGCCCUCACUGCGGCAAGUGCUUCAGACACCCACAGACCCUGAGAAAGCACGAGAGAAUUCACACCGGGGAGAAACCUUAUGCGUGUUCGUACUGCGAAAAGACUUUCAGACAUGCCGAAACCUUGAAAAAACACCAGCGCAUCCAUACCGGAGAAAGACCUUAUCACUGCACGUACUGCGGGAAGACUUUCACCCAGGAAGGAAACUUAAAAAACCACGAGAGGAUCCAUACCGGAGAGAAACCGUAUUACUGCGCUGAGUGCGGGAAGAGCUUCACACAGGAAGCGAACCUGAAAAACCACCUGAGGGUUCAUACAGGAGAGAAGCCGUUUCCCUGUUCCUACUGUGGGAAGAGUUUCACAGACGCAGGAAACCUGAAGACUCACCAAAGGAUUCAUACCGGGGACAAACCUUAUCAGUGCUCGGACUGUGGAAAGAGCUUUACUCAAGCAGGUAGUUUAAAAAUUCAUCAGAGAAUUCAUACUGGAGAAAAAGUCUAGCGGUAAUCAUUGUGUGGAGGAACAGUCUUACGUGUCGGUACUUUACAAGAACACUAAACCAUUCACUGAUGCUGAAAAAUAAUUUUUCAAAAGUA